UGGUGAGUGGUUUCGCCCCAACGUUAUUUCCGCGGUCCCGUUCCGAGCCCAGCCAUGCCGCUGAAGUUUCAUUGGUUCAGUCUCCCCAUUUCCAUGGUGCUGGCCACCAUCUACAUGUACUACGUGACUCAGUACAAGCCCGCGCAGAAGCGGGGGAAGCUGCUGCAGGACCUGGACAUGAAGGUGGUCUACCAGCCCGCCUUGUGCGACUUGAGAGCAGGUGAGGGCGACUUGCUGCACGUCCACUACACAAGUUUCCUCGCAGUAGCGGGCAAGCAGUUCGAGACCACCAAGGGUGGCGAGCCGUACGUCUUCAAGCUCGGCAAGUGUGGGAAUUCCACCAAGCCAGAGUGCAUGCAGGGAUUUCGAAACGCCGUGACCGGCAUGUGCACGGGGGAGAAGAGAAAAGUCACAAUCCCCCCAAAGUUGGGCUUCGAGAAAAAGGUACGGCCGCGUGAGAUCGGCGCGGACGAGAAGCUGGUGUUUCACAUUGAGAUGGUGGACAUCGACAAGGUCUGAGCCCAGAUGGUUGGCUUGGCCCCUGGUUGAAACAUGGACCAUGGAGCUGA
This is a messenger RNA of Effrenium voratum, 569 nucleotides long. The record is from the annotation of a GenBank genome assembly. NCBI's taxonomy places the organism in Eukaryota, Dinophyceae, Suessiales, Symbiodiniaceae.